Messenger RNA from Benincasa hispida (wax gourd), 1271 nucleotides. RefSeq names its product plasmodesmata-located protein 8 (gene PDLP8). The record is from RefSeq and is a predicted model, not a curated record. Gene Ontology annotation, cellular component: plasmodesma. Lineage: Eukaryota; Viridiplantae; Streptophyta; Magnoliopsida; Cucurbitales; Cucurbitaceae.
CAUUAAAAAAAAGACAAGAACAAAAGGAAAAUUAAAAAAUAAAAAUAAAAAUAAAGUCCACUACUCUAAAAAAACACACAACCACAAAUCAAAAGCCCCCAAAAGAAACAAGAGAAGAAUUAGAGUUGUGUGUGUGAGAGACUUUGUGAGACCCUCAAAAAAACACCCCCACAGAAAAAAAAAAAGAAAAAAAAAAAACACUAAAAAUUAUUGAUUGUGAUGAUGAUGAUGAUGAGAAGAAAUCUUGAAUUUUACUCCUCAAACAAAGUGUAUUCCUCUCUCUUGCUUCUCUUUUUCUCUUCUUCUUUGGAAUUAUUUUCCUUUUCUUAUGGCUUUCCCAUUAGAUCCCAUGUCUUCAUUUAUGCUGGUUGUUCCAAUGAAAAAUACCAACCCAAUUCCCAAUUUGAAUCAAAUUUCAAUUCUUUACUCUCAUCAAUUGUUUCUUCAUCUUCCCAAAUCACCUAUAAUUCCUUUGCCAUUGGAAAUGACUCCUCAAAUAUUCAACUUGAAGGAGCAGUUUUUGGCCUCUAUCAAUGUAGAGGAGACUUAGCCACAACUGAUUGCUCAAAAUGCAUACAAAAUGGUGUGAAUCAAAUUCAUUUGGCUUGCCCUUAUUCUUAUGGGGCAACUCUACAAUUGGAGGGUUGUUAUGUGAGAUAUGAGCACUUUGAUUUCUUGGGGAAGUUGGACACAAGUGUGAAGUUCAAGAAGUGUAGUUCAAGCUCGAGCAACGACGUCGAGUUCUUUCGAAGACGGGACGAUGUGCUCGCCGAUAUGCAAGCUGGGGCCGGGGCCGGGAAUGGAUUUAGAGUUAGUAGUUCGGGGUUGGUUCAAGGUUUUGCUCAAUGUUUAGGAGAUUUGAGUUCACAAGAUUGUUCAUCUUGUCUUGCUGAUGGUGUUGGGAAAUUGAAAAGCUUGUGUGGAUCAGCUUCAGCUGCUGAUGUGUUCUUGGGACAGUGUUAUGCUCGCUAUUGGGCUUCUGGCUUCUACCCUAAUUCUUAUGUAUCUCCGAGCGACGACCAAGCAGGUAAGACGGUCGCGAUCAUAAUCGGUGUCGUUGCGGCUCUCGCCAUCCUUGUUGUUCUCCUCUCAGUUUGCAGAAGAGCCAUGGCAAGCUGAGAGGAAAAGAAAGAGAGAGAGAGAGAGAGAGAUUUGUGCUCUUUUUGCUUUAACAUAAUGGAGAAUAUAUGAUGGUGAGAUGAUGAAAGUUUCCCACAAAAAUGUUUGUUAAAAAAUAUUCUUGUGAUGACACUGAUCUCUUAUCUUCAACA